Molecule: messenger RNA, 3438 nt
Organism: Bicyclus anynana (squinting bush brown)
Lineage: Eukaryota; Metazoa; Arthropoda; Insecta; Lepidoptera; Nymphalidae
Product: nuclear transcription factor Y subunit beta
Exons: 6
Coding region: 167-859 (230 amino acids)
Molecular function (GO): calcium ion binding
Source: RefSeq, a predicted model, not a curated record
GCGUCUGUCAAUUCGACAUUGACAUACCGAAGUGACGUGUUUCGAAAGCGAACUUGUUUUUGAAAACGUCCGCAGAAAUUAAAAAGCGAUCAUCAUUUGCUUACAUUUACAUUAAUAUUUUAUCAAUAUAGAUUCGAUAAGCUGCUUUAUCGUCCACAAAGGAAAAAUGUAUCGUUUAAUAGUGUUAGCGGCUGUGUUUCAAUUUACUAUAUGCCAACAAUAUCAGCAAAAGGUAGCACCUGGGGUGCCACCGCAAAAUUAUCAACAACCUCAGUACCAACAGCCUCCGCCGCCACCUCAACAACAAUAUCAACAGCCUCCUCAACAACAGUACCAGCAGCCACAACAGCCGCCUCAACAACAAUUUCAACAGCCACCCCAACAACAGUUCCAACAGCCGCCCCAACAACAAUAUCAACAGCAGGUGCCAGUGCAGCAGGUGCCUGUUCAACAAGCACCACAAGGACAUGGAGGUCAUGGUGAUCCACAUUUACUAGACACGAAAAAUAUUGCCCACGAAAGAGAGCACAUCCAAGAGCACAUGGAGGUGCCAAUUGACACAUCCAAGAUGUCGGACCAGGAGCUGCAGUUCCACUACUUCAAGAUGCACGACGCUGACAACAACAACAAGUUGGACGGAUGCGAGCUGAUCAAGUCUCUCAUACAUUGGCACGAACAAGGCCACAAGCAGCAACCUCAACCAGGCAACCCACCAGCUGAAGACAAAAUAUUCAAAGAUGACGAACUAACCAAUCUAAUUGAUCCGAUUUUAAACAUGGAUGACCAUAAUCGAGACGGGUAUAUAGAUUACCCUGAAUUCAUUAGGGCACAACAGAAAAACAUGAACAAGGAAGGAUAACAAGAUGCAUUACUAGUGAUUUUGAUUGCUGCCAUUUUGGUAGCAUUCUCUUUGGUGUGGCAACCCUGAAAACUUCAUGUCAAUAUCAAAUUUACUUUUUUUAAUUUAAAUCAAAUGUUUUCAUUUUUUAGUAUAAGAAUAUGUAACUGUAAAUACUCAAUUAUGCAAAAGACACUUUUAUAGAUAAUCAUAGAACUAAAUUGUUACAAAAUUGUAAGAAAAUUUAUAAAAAAUGUUGUAUAAUUUGCAAAAAAUCUAAAAUAACUAAAAAGAGCUUUAUUAAAAUAUGUACAAUAUUUUCCUUCAUCGUCAUUUUUAAUCGUUAAAAUAUAUACAAAAUGUCUUAACUAUCCAAUGUGCCAAGAUUUUUAUAAUUUUAUUUUUUUUCCUCAUUACAAUUUUAUUUACAUUUAUUUACAAUUUUAUCUUCUAAUUUUCGACGUUACUUAUUAUAAUAUUAUUCCUAAUGUUGUCUUAAAAUAAAUGUGAAAACACCUCUAACUAAACUAUAAACCAGACAAUGACGACCAGUUCAUAGUUUUUAUAAUUUCAGUGUUGCCAUACAAAAGGAUAAAACUAAUACCAUUCCAUCUACUUAGUACGUAAGAUUUUGUUUGUAAAAUUAAAAUCCGUUUACAAUUUAAUUUGGUUGAUGUUAUUCUGUCAUUAUUCUAAAAUUUAUUUCACACAUAUUAUAUGUUUUAUAAGUGAUAUUUUUUUGAAAUGACUUUCUUUUAAGCGGCUAACAAACUGUAAACUGUCAACUGUAAAUUGUAAACAGUAUACUGUCAAAUGUAAACUGUCAAAUGUAAACUGUCAACUGUAAACUGUCAGAAAUCGUCACGUAACAUAUCAUAAAGUACCAGGACAACAGAGUGUAUUAGGAAAUUGCUAUUUGAUACAUAGUGACAGAAUAACAUCAACUACAAAAGCAAAACAGAGCCACUAGUUUAAAUAUGAAGUGAAAUCAAAUCAAACUUACCUAAUCUCUCGAUCUGUACCAAUUUUAAUGGGGCUCUCACUGGAAUAUAGGGAAGGUUGUUGAGCAAUAUAUUUUUAUCCGGUAAUAAUAGGAUAGGUUUAAAUUAAUUUGAUAUGACGUCGCUGAAUCUCGUGUUGGCUCGUGUCGACGCUAAAUGGCGCGGCUUGUUUUCGUAAAGAGUAGGGAGUUAGAGAGGGGUACCGAUCGGUUGGCGGGAACGACUUGCGAUAUAUGGCGCUCGUCGCGCGAUCGGCUUCAGUGUGCAGUGUCGCGUGGCGUUCGAGUUGUCCACAUUUCUUGUUGGGUUAAUUUUUUAUGGGUUACUUGGGAUAGGCGGGAGAGUGACUUGAGUGGAAAAGGGAAGUGUUACUUAAUCAUUUAAAAUUAAAACUUAUCGAAGACGCCUUUAACCCUACACACGUCGUUCACAAGUGCGUGACUUCACUCAAGGUUCUAUUCUAUUAUAUUCACUAUUCUCUGCCAUUCUAGAGUCUACAGUCUUUUGGUUACAGUUUGAUUUGUUAAUUAAGUUGUCCUGACAAAUUGUUCGACAUUGGUUUUCAUAUUUUUGUAAUCCAUUUCUGACUCUGCUAAAAUAUCUUUUUGGCUCUGUUUUGUGUAGUUGUGUACUCAAAUACUGGGAGAUUCUAAUAUACUUUACUAUUUACUUUAAGCGCUGGUUUGUAUCUGGCGGUCUAUGUUGUAUUAUACAAUAUUGACUUACUAUGAGGUGUAUAUAUUUUUUUAUAUAAAAAAGUCGAAUUUUAUAAUUCUCAUCUCCACUUGAAAUCGAAUAUAUUUUAUUUCCAAUUUUUGGGUUCCGUAGAAAUGUAUUUACUCAAAGGAAACUCCAAUGAAUGAGAUACUAAAAUCAUUAUUGAAUAUUUUAUAAAAAAAACUGAUUAUUAUAUAACAAAGAAAAUAUUCCUUUUUUGGGGUCAUGUUUUUGGAUUUUAUUAUGUUAAAGACACAAAGUUUUUUCUUCUUUUUGUCUAUGGAACCCAUUUGACUGUUUUCUUUCUUUUCUAAUUUUAACCUUAAAAAUUCUUAAUUCUUUUUAAUUUAGUUUUAAAACUGUCAUUGUUUAUUUAUUUGUAUUUUUAAUUUAAGGAAUACAAUGUAUAUAGAUCAGUACAGAUUGGAUAUUUUUAUUAAUGUGUAUUUUUUUUUCGAAUAUUGAGAGAUCUAAACUUAUAAAUACAAAAAGUUAUAUAUUUUUUUCUUUUUAGUGACUUAAUAGUGUCAUAUUCUCUGUGUAUUUUUUGUUAAACAUAACGAGGUCAAAAGGCCUAGAAGCCACUUGAAAAAAUGUGAUUAAACUUAAAAUAAGUGAUUCCUUGAAAUAAUAAAAAAAAAUCAACUCUAGAGAAAAGAUGUUUUUGAAAUCUAAAUUAUGCUAUUGUCAUUUUAGGCUGUAAUAAUUUGCAAUCAGAUAAAAAAUGUUUUAUUUUCACUAAAUGACUUGAUCUUGGCUGAUAAAUGAAUACUUAAAAUCUUAUAUUUUAUAUCAAAAUCUUAUAUCAUGUCACAAAAAAAAUUGUAGGCCAUUUUUGUGAAAUAAUUUAAAAAUUGCGAAAUAUUUCUUACUAAAAUAGUU